ACGGUAUAUUUUUAUUUCAGUACGCCUGCUAGCGGUUCCGUCAUUGGUGGCAGUGGAACCGGUGUUAAUGCGCCCGUUGUUGCGAUUGAUAGCAAAAUAGAACAAGCAAUGGAUUUGGUAAAAACUCAUCUUAUGUUUGCCGUUCGAGAAGAAGUUGAAGCUCUGAGGGCAAGAAUUAUGGAAUUGGAGUCAACCAUAAUACGAUUAGAAACAGAAAAUACAAUCCUUCGUGAACACAUUCCCGUGGAUAUGCUGAAAAAAUUAAGCAUGCAAGGGACAACAAAUUCCAUUUCAACAGCUGCUGCAGCUGCGAUUUAA
Thelazia callipaeda (thelaziosis nematode) is the source of this 318-nucleotide messenger RNA. The record is from the annotation of a GenBank genome assembly. NCBI's taxonomy places the organism in Eukaryota, Metazoa, Nematoda, Chromadorea, Rhabditida, Thelaziidae.